GUGACCAAUGAGUGCUCGAGACUCUGAGUGGGCGGGGUCUGCGCGUGCGCAGUGGCGCUCCAGAAGCGCCUGUCAGAAUCAGUUGACCGCCGGUGGCUCCCAUGGCUCCCGCUCGCGCGUGUCUCUGCCUGCUGUUCGGUUUACCGGCGGCCGGUAAAUCCCGCCUGGCGGAGCAGCUGCGGGGACACGCCCACUCCCGCGGCUGGAGGACCCUGACGGUGACCUAUGACCUGCUGAUCCCCGAGCGCGACUGGAGAGAGACAGAAUGGAAGCAGCACAGAAAAACAGUACUGGUGUGUUUGGAAAGAUUCCUGCAACACACACUCCCGGAGCAGACACGCACACUCUCUGAGCAGACACACACACUCCCGGAGCAGACACACACACUCCCGGAGCAGACACACACACUCUCUGAGCAGACACACACACUCCCGGAGCAGACUGAUGCUGGUGUGUGGAUGCGGUUCGAGCAGCUGCUGCGGGAUCAGAGUGUGUUUCUCUCACACACACACACACACUCACACACGCAGCCGCUCGUCCUGCUGCUGGAUGAUAACUUCUACUACCAGAGCAUGAGGCAGCAGAUCCAGCAGCUGGCCAGGAGGACCGGCGUGGGCUUCUGUCAGGUGUUCCUGCAGUGUCCGCUGGGUGUGUGUGUGCAGAGGAACCGUCUGCGCAGUCGGCCGCUCCCUGACGCUGUGCUGCUGCAGAUGUCGGAGCGCUUGGAGCCGCCGGACAGCAGAGAGAAACACAGCCUGACACUGGACGGCCAGAACAUCACACACACACAGCUGCAGCAGCUGAUGGAUCUGUGUGUGUCUGCGCUGGAGAACCCGCUGAGGGUCCGAGACGAGCAGCAGCAGGAGGCCGACAGACAGAUCUGUGCGUCCAGCGUUCUGCAUCAGGCCGACCAGACCUGCAGACGGGCGGUGUCUCAGACGGUGAAGAUGGCCCGCGAGCGUCAGGCGUCUCCAGCAGAGCUGCAGCUUCUCUCUGCUGAGCUGAACCGGCUGAAGUGUGUGUUCCUGCAGGAGCUGCGCAGGGACGUUCUGCAGCCUCCACACACACACACACCCGUGCACAUGCAGGAGGUGCAGGCGCAGUUUGAGCAGCGCAUACAGCACUGCCUGAACAGCGGCAGGACUGACCCGGGACCAGCGGCGGCUCCGUCAGGUCAUCAUGCAGAUGCAGACUGUGCUGAGGUGCUCCUGCCGUCAGACUCCUCCAGCUGCAGAGCUGAUCAGGAGAAUAGCUGAUCAAUAAGCCGAGCAGAGCGCUGUGUGUUCAGGAGAUCAGCUCAGAUGUGGACUAUAGAGCAUGUUUCAUGUGAUGUUUCAGGUCAUCUAUCUUGAUGAAGACAGACACAUGGAGCACAUCAAACUGGGACUCUCCAGCAGGAGUAAGAUACUCAUUACAGCGGGUUUCUGAUCUGAUCAUUUCCGUUAUUCAAAUGACAAUAAAGAAUCUUGAGUUGUGAAGUUUGAUCAGUCUCUGUGAGUACUGUAAUAAUCCAGUGUCGUCUUCAG
Danio aesculapii is the source of this 1526-nucleotide messenger RNA. RefSeq names its product L-seryl-tRNA(Sec) kinase (gene pstk). NCBI's taxonomy places the organism in Eukaryota, Metazoa, Chordata, Actinopteri, Cypriniformes, Danionidae. The record is from RefSeq and is a predicted model, not a curated record. Bases 102 to 1256 code for a protein of 384 amino acids. The transcript is spliced from 6 exons. Gene Ontology annotation, molecular function: kinase activity; tRNA binding.